AUGGCUGAAGAGAAUGUUACAAUGGUGACAGAGUUUAUUUUACUAGGACUCACCAGUCAUACAGAAUUGAAAAGAGUGCUUUUUGUGCUGUUCCUAGUGAUUUACACCGUUACUUUAGUGGGGAAUCUGGGCAUGAUCUUCUUAAUCUACAGCACUGCCAAACUCCACACACCCAUGUAUUUUUUCCUCAGCUGCCUUUCAUUUGUGGAUGCCUGUUAUUCCUCCGUUAUUGCCCCUAAAAUGCUGGUCAGUUUCUUGGUUGUGAGGGAAACCAUCUCCUUCUCUGGCUGUAUGGUGCAGCAUUUAUUUUUUGGAGUGUUUAUUACCACGGAGGGGUUCUUACUUUCAGUCAUGGCUUAUGAUCGUUACGUGGCCAUCGUAAAUCCUUUACUCUACACUGUAGCCAUGUCUAAGACAAAGUGUGUGGUGCUGGUCUUUGGGUCUUGCAUUGGUGGGAUGAUUAACUCAUUAACACAUACGAUAAGUCUGGGGAGACUGUCCUUUUGCGGACCGAAUGUUGUCAGCCAUUUCUUUUGUGAUGUUCCUCCAUUGCUAAAACUAUCAUGUUCUGAUACCUCCUUGAAUGAGCUGUUGCUGUUAAUCUUCUCUGGAGUCAUUGCCAUGGCCACUUUUUUGAUCGUGAUCGUUUCCUACAUAUUCAUUGUUGUGGCUAUCCUAAGAAUCCGUUCGGCUGAAGGCAGGCGGAAAGCCUUCUCCACCUGUGCUUCUCACCUGACUGCUGUGACCAUAUUCUACGGUACCUUGAGCUUUAAUUACAUUCAGCCCAGCUCCCAGUACUCUGAAGAACAGGAGAAGGUAGUGUCUGUGUUCUAUACACUAGUUAUUCCGAUGUUAAACCCCUUGAUAUAUAGUCUGAGAAACAAAGAGGUGAAAGAUGCUAUGAGAAGAGCGCGAAAUUACUACUCCUAA
Molecule: messenger RNA, 930 nt
Organism: Elephantulus edwardii (Cape elephant shrew)
Lineage: Eukaryota; Metazoa; Chordata; Mammalia; Macroscelidea; Macroscelididae
Product: olfactory receptor 1052-like
Exons: 1
Coding region: 1-930 (309 amino acids)
Biological process (GO): G protein-coupled receptor signaling pathway; sensory perception of smell
Cellular component (GO): membrane
Molecular function (GO): G protein-coupled receptor activity; olfactory receptor activity; odorant binding
Source: RefSeq, a predicted model, not a curated record